Molecule: messenger RNA, 2174 nt
Organism: Pistacia vera
Lineage: Eukaryota; Viridiplantae; Streptophyta; Magnoliopsida; Sapindales; Anacardiaceae
Product: probable WRKY transcription factor 31
Exons: 6
Coding region: 63-1940 (625 amino acids)
Biological process (GO): regulation of DNA-templated transcription
Molecular function (GO): sequence-specific DNA binding; DNA-binding transcription factor activity
Source: RefSeq, a predicted model, not a curated record
UAUCUUCCUCUUCCCCAGCGCUCUCUAUAUCUAUCUUCUUUCUAAUUCUUCACCUUUGAUUUAUGGACAAAGGAUGGGGACUUACUCUUGAUUCUGAUCCUAUCACUAAUUAUUUCUUCACUAACAACAAGAACAAGAACUCUUCAGUGGCUGCUGCUGCAGCUGGUGGUUCCAGGUUUAGAAUGGUGAACAACAACAACAACAUAGGCGGUGGUGAUUCCUCCUCGUCGGUGGUGAGGAUGUUUCAGUUCGGCGGUGGCCCUCCUCCUUCCCCGCCGUUUGAUGAUAACCGGGUCGUGGUCGAUGAGGUUGACUUCUUUUCUGAUAAUAAGAAGAGGGCUGUUGAUAAUCGUGAUGAUAGUAAUACACAACAGCUCGUUUGUGUUAGUGUCAAGAAGGAGAAUUCCAAUGAGGAAGUGGGGCGUUUGAGGACUGGUUUUGAUGUAAAUACUGGCUUGCAUCUUCUCACUGCUAACACCGGAAGUGAUCAAUCGACGGUGGAUGAUGGGGUUUCAUCUGAUAUGGAAGAUAAACGAGCUAAAACUGAGCUGGCACAAUUACAGGGAGAGCUUCAACAUAUGAAUACAGAAAACCAGAGGCUGAGAGACAUGCUUAGUCAAGUUACAAGCAAUUACAAUGCCCUGCAGAUGCACCUUGUUGCAUUAAUGCAACAGCAACAGCAACAAAAUCAAAAAGCAGAAAGCACUCAAGAACAUGAGACUGUUGAAGGAAAAGCUGAAGAUAAAAAGCAUGAAGUAAUGGUGCCGAGACAAUUUAUGGAUCUGGGUCCUUCUGGAACAGCUGAGACAGAUGAGGCCCUGUCUAAUUCUUCAUCGGAAGACAGGACUCUAUCGGGGACGCCUCCGAACAAUAUCGAGGUGGCAUCUAAAAGCAAUGGAAAGGGUGAGAUGGUUUCAUUUGAACAAGAAAAUUCCAAAAGAAUCGGUAGAGAAGAAAGCCCGGAAUCUGAAACUCAAGGUUGGGGUGGUCCGAACAAGGUUCAGAAAUUGAAUUCUUCAUCAUCUAAAACUACUAUUGAUCAAUCCUCGACUGAAGCGACCAUGAGGAAAGCCCGUGUCUCGGUCCGUGCUCGCUCAGAAGCUCCCAUGAUCACUGAUGGAUGUCAAUGGCGAAAAUAUGGACAAAAAAUGGCUAAAGGAAACCCAUGUCCUCGAGCUUAUUACAGGUGCACCAUGGCCGUCGGUUGUCCAGUUCGUAAACAAGUGCAACGUUGCGCGGAAGAUAGGACGAUUUUGAUAACAACUUAUGAGGGAAAUCAUAAUCAUCCUUUGCCUCCAGCUGCAAUGGCCAUGGCAUCAACCACAACAGCAGCUGCCAACAUGUUACUUUCAGGCUCAAUGUCAAGUGCAGAUGGGAUAAUGAAUCCAAAUUUGUUGGCCAGAGCUAUUCUUCCAUGUUCAUCAAGCAUGGCAACAAUUUCAGCUUCAGCCCCAUUUCCAACAGUGACAUUAGACCUGACACACUCACCAAAUCCUCUACAAUUCCAUAGACCUCCAACACAAUUCCAGGUUCCAUUUCCAGGGCAGCCACAAAACUUUGGUUCAGUAUCAGCCCCUCAGUUGCCUCAGGUUUUCAGUCAGGGACUAUAUAACCAAUCAAAAUUCUCUGGUCUUCAGUUAUCUCAAGAACUGGGUUCUAAUUCUCACCAAACUCUCCCUCCGUCAUUGCCCCAAGGCCCCCAACAACCACCGCAGUCCUCCUCACUGGCUGACACCGUGAGCGCUGCCACGGCUGCCAUCACAGCCGAUCCCAACUUCACAGCAGCUCUUGCUGCCGCGAUCACAUCCAUAAUCGGUGGUGGUGCACAUCCAUAUAGUAACAGAAACACCUCCAAUAGUAACAGCAACCCCAACCCCAACCCCAACAACAACAACAACACAAGCAACAGCAAUAAAAUCGGCAGCUUCUCAGGAAAUUAAAUUUGAGAAGACCAGCGCCGGACCCUGUUCAUCUUUUUUUAAUUAAUUUUUGUUCAUCAUUCAUAAAUCAGCCAAUGUUUGUUAGUUCUUUUUUUCCUCUUUUGGGGGUUGAGAACGAGAUUACAUGUUCAUAUAUUUCAUUUUUUUCUUUUUUAUGUAACGGUGGGAAUGGAGAUCAGAUCAUCAGGAAUUCUUUCUUAUUAUUUCAUUAUGAAAAUAAUUGUUCCUCACAGA